Blepharisma stoltei is the source of this 1396-nucleotide messenger RNA. The record is from the annotation of a GenBank genome assembly. NCBI's taxonomy places the organism in Eukaryota, Ciliophora, Heterotrichea, Heterotrichida, Blepharismidae.
AUGGCAAAAAGGUUGGGCCUCAUUGCAAACCAUCUCGGGAUAAAGAACGAUCCUGAGCAGUCAAAGAAAUGAGGAAUUAAAAUCCCUACGAUAAAGGAAUCGUUUGACUUCUUUUACUUUGAUAAGCUUCUUCCAAAAGAAACUAACGCUAGGCGAAAAGAACUUCGCGCUAUUUUUGAAGCAAAGUUUUCGCCUAUAGUUUCUUCAUGAACUGAGAAAUCAGAGUUUCCUAAGUCGUUGAUCGCUGCUAUUAGUGAGCUCAAGCUAAUUGGAUGAAGUGAAGAAAACUCAACCUCAAAGAUUGAAAAAUCUCUGAUUAUUUAUGAACUUGCAAGAGUAGAUGUCUCUAUCGCGAUCUUUUAUGUAGCCUCUUUCAGCUUAGUAGUACACACCAUAGAGAAAUUAGGGUCUGAAGAGCAAAGACUGAAGUAUUUGCCAGCGCUUUGCAGCGGAAAUUCAGUUGGGUGCUGAGGAUUGACUGAACCAGAAAUUUCCAAAGAGGUGACAGCAACCCUUACUGCUGAUGGCUAUAUUCUUAACGGUACCAAAAGGUGACUGGGAAAUGCAUUAUUAGCAGACAUUAUCAUAAUAUUUGCAAAAAAUAUCACGAAUAAUCAAGUAGAAGGAUUUAUCGUGGACAGUAAAUCAUCUGGCCUCUCCAUUAUGUCUGGCCAUAAAAAAUUGCCUUUAAAGAUGCUUAAAAGUGGGAAUAUAAUUUUGAAAAAUGUCUUUGUUCAUGAAAAAGAAAAAUUAGUGAAAACUCAUAAAUUCGCAACAAAUACGAAACUCGGACUUGAGUAUUCAUUAUUACCAUCAUCAUUAAUUAUCUAUAACGUUUAACAUCCACGGCUUUGUUCGACUCAGCUCCUGCGCGUGCUCCGCCUAAAUGCUAGAGCCUCUUGAUCGCACAGAGGAUCAGUUCCUAUGGCUAUCCCAGAGUUAAACCGCUGUUGCUGUGCAGAAGUUCUCGAGGUAAAAUAACCCUAUAAAUAAAAUUGCUUGAGGAGAGAAAAUCAGCAGAGCUAAUUUUACUCGAACCAAAUGCCAUUUUAUUUAUGGACUCAAGCAUUCAGUCAGGAUUUUGACCUCACAAAUUUCAUAUUUAACAACUGGAUUCUAUCAGAGGUCAGCGAAGUACAUCAAGGAAAGAGUCCCACUUCCAGCUUACUUAGCCUCCGUGCAGCUGAGUAAGGAAAAAUUUGUCGGCUUUACAGGAAUGGCAUGGAAGCUCAUUCAGCUCUUGAUGAAAGGGCAAAUGACAGUCACUCAAGGGCUUUUAGUUAAACUAAUAGCGAAAGAAGCGAGUCGGCUGGGCAAGGGAUUUAUGGAAGGCAACAACGCAUAUACAAUUUUGAUGUGCUUCUGGCUUGAGGAUUUAUCUUUAGAUUUUAAUUAA